Molecule: messenger RNA, 1420 nt
Organism: Phialemonium atrogriseum
Lineage: Eukaryota; Fungi; Ascomycota; Sordariomycetes; Cephalothecales; Cephalothecaceae
Product: S-adenosyl-L-methionine-dependent methyltransferase
Exons: 2
Coding region: 347-1183 (278 amino acids)
Source: RefSeq, a predicted model, not a curated record
AUUAGAAUGGCAACCAAUUCUGCAUAAAUCGAGUCAGCCCCAGCCGCUGUCCAAUCGACAGAAAAGCCGCCCUUUUGCGGAAAUAUGUGAAUCCCGCACGCGCAGCCUCACAUCGUCCACAUAUAUAGCCUUCUCCGAUACCCGGGUUGACAGUUGCGGAGAGUCGGCCUCGGAGCUGCCAUCGCACACGUCAUUGGCCGUCGCAAUUGCGUGCCGAUUGGCCCCUGCCGAUCUGCCGACUCGGCACCGAUUCGGCCGUAGAUAAAGCCGACUUCCCCGCGAUGAGGGCGGCCAAUGUCGAGCCAUCAAACGGGAGCCCAUUCCAACGCCGCUGCCAUUUGCUGACAUGACGACCGACGUGAAAAUGGCCACAGACACAGACCCGUUCGCAACCUGGCGCUACCGGCAAGAGUUGCCAGCCGACAAGACCAACCUCGCCAAAGCGUGGGAGCUCCUCGAAUCCUACAGCGGCAUCCCCCCGGACGAGAUCGAUGCGCACGUCAUCGCCGUCCGCGACAAAGCCUACUCCAUCUUCAACUACCCCUGCAUCGGCCGCUGGCGCUUCCUAGACCUCUACCUAGCCUCCACGCCCGAGUACCCGGCCCUCAUCUCGCGACUCCGCGCCGGCGACACCCUCCUGGACGUCGGCUGCUGCUUCGGACAGGUCCUGCGCGGGCUCGUGCACGACGGCGCCCCCGCCGCGAACCUGACGGGGACGGAUCUGCGGCCCGAGUUCGUCGAGCUCGGCUACGAGCUGUUCCGCGACAGGGACACGUUCGGCGGGGCGUUUGUCACCGGCGAUAUCCUGGAUCCGUCGGAUGGGGCGCUCGCGGGCCUGGAUGGUCGGUUUGAUGUAGUUCAUUCGGCGAGCUUCUUCCACCUGUUUGGCUGGGAUGACCAGGUUAGGGUCGGGGAGCGGAUCGUAAGGUUUUUUAAGCCGGGUGCGAAGGCGCUGGUGUUGGGUAGGCAGGUUGGGACAUUUGAGCCGUUGAGUCUGGAGGAGUAUCGGGCGCAGGGUGGGGAGGGCAGGUAUCACCAUAAUAUCGAGACGUUGCAGAAGUUGUGGGAUGUGAUUGGUGGGAAGACUGGGACGAGAUGGAAGGUUACUGGUGAGAUGUUUGACUACAACUUUGAGGAGGUGUUCAGGGUCAUCAUCCGGUUUGUCGUGUCUAAACUGGACUGACCGAAAUAGUUUUCUUGGCUGCAAAGGUCAAAAUGUUAUAUCUGCUAAUUCUGCACUCGGAUGUGAAGUUACUGGACAGUCCAAUAAUUGUGACAUGGUAACCUUGUUCAUUCAGAUUCCGGAAUCAUGUAUGGUGUAAAUUCAGACUCAUUUUAGGUAGGAAGAAAAAGGGGGAAAGGGAAAGAGACGAAGAGACAGGAAGAGGUCCACAUAAAUGAGAAUCAGCCUUUUCCCGAU